UGUGUAUGUUUGAAAGGUAGGAACUGCACCCCCUUUUCUUAUAACAAGAAAACAUGAAACUCUAUUCCGGAGUCUACCAAAGCUGAACAACAAAAUUACACACUAUUAUAAUAAGCUCGUUACAUCAUGAAACCAUAUUAAAGUUUAAAUCUAAAUAAAACUUGUAUAUCUACAAAAAUCACGAAUGCGUAAAUAUGGUCGUUUUAAUAUUUCUCCCUUUCUCGUGAACAAAGACAUCGAUGCGGGAAGGAAAUUGAUUAAAACGCAUUGACAGUUUUUAAAAGGUAUUCAAACGACUAACGUAAGAAAGAUUGCAAAGAUUCUAUUACAAGUUUAAGAUUGCUGUACGAGAAGGGUAUCAAAGGAUAGGGUGAUUCUUCGUGUUUUAUUCUUAUUUUAACUUUCUAAGGUUUCUGUGUGCGGCACUAAAGAAUACACCAAGGUAUUCUUAAAUCCUCGUUAACUUAAUAAAGACCUUCUUAAGACUGUUUGUCGUCUUAGAUCGUGAUGACAUAUAGGAAGAAAGCAGACGUAAAGGGUACUAUGGGAGAGCCGAGCGAAGAGGUCGGUUCAUAUUUAAACGGAAGUCGGAGGAGUUGGAACGAGCCGCAUCCAACAGUGGACCUAACCAGCCUAUUCCUAAAUCCUAUUCAAUUUAAAGAAUUCAUCGUGGCCAAUCGUAACUGGAACGCGCGCUUGGAUUAGUUCGUUUUACCACGAUUUUCUCCAAGUAGUCCGCAGAUUUCAGAAUGCCUCACGUUUCGGGGCCGAUCUUCGAGGCCUAUUCAUGGGCGGGUGGCCAAGGUGGUAAUAAAUUUGGUAACGUGACGGUGGUCGACAAGGUUCCACCGGAUAUGCUCCACCUGAUCGACGCUCACUGGUACCAGUACCCACCCUUGAACCCGUUAUGGCACGCGAUUCUCGGCUUGGUGAUCGGUAUACUUGGUUUCAUCUCCGUAUCGGGAAACGGCAUGGUCGUUUACAUAUUCCUCUCAACAAAAAGUCUUCGUACGCCGAGCAAUCUAUUCGUAAUCAACCUUGCCAUCAGCGACUUCCUAAUGAUGUUCUGCAUGUCUCCGCCUAUGAUAAUCAAUUGUUAUUUCGAGACAUGGGUAUUCGGACCUCUUUUCUGUCAAAUCUACGCGAUGUUGGGCUCCUUGUUCGGAUGUAGCUCCAUAUGGACAAUGACAGCGAUCGCGUUCGAUAGGUACAACGUGAUAGUCAAAGGGUUAUCUGGUAGACCACUGACCAUUAACGGAGCUCUCCUCCGUUUACUGGGUAUAUGGCUCUUCUCGUUAAUAUGGACCGUUGCUCCUGUGCUAGGCUGGAAUCGAUACGUACCGGAAGGUAAUAUGACCGCAUGUGGCACCGAUUACUUCACCAGGAAUUUUAGCUCCAUCUCUUAUAUAGUCAUGUACAGCAUAUGGGUGUACCUCUUGCCACUAUUUCUCAUCAUUUGGAGUUAUUGGUUCAUUAUUAGGGCGGUCGCUGCUGCACGAGAAGAACAUGCGUGGCAAGCGAAAAAGAUGAACGUUCGCCUCUCUACGAUCAGUCAUAAUCAAAACACCAGUGCCGAGUGUAAACUGGCAAAGGUCGCUCUUAUGACUAUCUCUUUAUGGUUCAUGGCAUGGACACCAUAUUUGGUCAUCAAUUUCUCUGGAUGUUUCGAACUCGUUAAGAUCAGUCCGCUUUUCACCAUCUGGGGAUCUCUGUUCGCCAAAGCCAAUGCGGUUUACAAUCCAAUCGUAUACGGAAUCAGUCAUCCGAAGUAUCGAGCCGCCAUUGUUUGAGAAAUUCCCCUUCGUUGGCGUGCUCCAGCCCGGCACCACCCGCAGACGCAACGUCGACACCACCACCGUCGCGGACAGGCGAAAAAAGCAAACGCGUAAAACAGCUUGUCGAAAUUAGAGACAACGCCGCCGCCUGACAAGCAGAUCUAAUUCGAUGAAGAAGAAAAUAAAAUGCCUAAAUACAUAUACGGAAUUGCUGGAUUACGCGGUAGUAAAUCAGCAAAUAUUCGAAUCGCCUAUGAUUUAAUGUAUGAUAUCUCAUUUCACCACAAUGCGAGUCAUUUAACAUCAAUUCAUAGGUAAGAUGAUUUUGAUUUUGUACAUUUUAUUGCCUAGCAAUAUACAUGGUCACUUUGGUAUAGCAGGUACCUAUGUACCAACAGCUCUGUGUUUACUAAGCAUAUUCUAUUGUUGUAAAAUCUGAUGGGAGCGUCGUAUCUGUACCUUAAUUUUAUAAAAGCAAAUAAAUCAUGCAAGUAACAGUG
Molecule: messenger RNA, 2275 nt
Organism: Osmia bicornis bicornis
Lineage: Eukaryota; Metazoa; Arthropoda; Insecta; Hymenoptera; Megachilidae
Gene: Lop1
Product: rhodopsin, long-wavelength
Biological process (GO): phototransduction; visual perception; G protein-coupled receptor signaling pathway
Cellular component (GO): membrane
Molecular function (GO): G protein-coupled receptor activity
Source: RefSeq, a predicted model, not a curated record